GUUGGCAGCGAUUUUGGAUAUUUUCCAAAGGAUUUACUUGAAAUAAAUCACAAUUAUUCCAAUGAGGAGCUAGAGUUACCAACAGAUGAAACAGACUUUGUUUGCUUUGAUGGCGGAAGGGAUGAUUUUGAUAAUUAUAAUGUGGAUGAACUUUUGAAGUCAUUGCAAGAGACAAGAGCAAAUGAAGGGGAAACUGAAUCAAGUGAUCCAGGGGUAAAACCAGCUGAAGGAAUUGGAAGAGAUGAGGAGAUUGAACAGGCUGAUACAGCCAAGUCCCUUGAUGCUUUGGAGAUGGACAAUCUUGAGCUAAGCAUAGAAGACAACAAGGAAGCUUUCGCCAUGACAGAGGAAGCGGACAGUUCUCUUACAGAAGGAACUGAAAAUACUGGGGGAGACUCCAGUGUCAAUACUCAUGAAGAAAACUCUCAGGGAGAUCAAUUUGCAUAUGAGCACUUGAAAGGAAUACUUCAUGGGAAACUAAAAGGGCUAGAAAGUGAAAAUACCAAAAACACUAGUAUUCCUCAGGGUGAAACCAGUCAACUUGACAAAGAGAGUGAAGAAGUCAAUGCCUCUUCACUUUUAAACAGAGAGCUCUCUGUGAACUUGAAAACAAAGUUUGGCUCAACUGCUGAUGCUGUUGUAUCAGAUAAUGAGGUGACUCGCCUUGUUACAUCGCUGGAAGAUGAUUUUAAUGAAGAUUUGAGCAUUAAUACUCAGGAUGCAGAGAAGGAGCCAGGCUUUGCAGAUCAGUCUGAAGAAAUCCCUUUGCUGUCUUUUAUGGCAGAGGAAGAAAUUAAAUCUCCAGUGGAUUUAAAUGAUGAUGAAAACAAUGACGUUGAGUCACAAAAUCAUGAACUUGAUGAAGAUGCAAAGGGUGCUACAGAGCUAAAUAACCAAAGACACAACGAGGAAGAACAUGAUUCAGAUGAAUUUAUUCUUAAGGAUGCCUUCAGUAAGAGCAAGAAUUCAGGUGACAGUGUAAGUGUGGAUAGGUUUGAAUCUCAACAAACAAAAGAGGAACAGGAUGAGGUGAUGCUCAUUAGUAAAAGGGAAGCAUCAGCAACAACUCAACCUGAGGAUCUCUCUAAAGAACUCCUCAGAAAGAAACCUGUAGGUGGAGGUGAUUUGGGUUCCAAAGAAAAACCAAACAAUACUGAACAGUUUGAAGAGCAGCUCACAGUUGAUGGAACUGAGCCACACACUGAAGAGCUGAAGAGUACAGCUGUGCCUGAUCCUCAUGUUUUGCCUAGUCCAGGACAUUAUCUGGAUUCCAAAUCAUUGGUUAAAAGCAAGAAAGAUGCUUUAAAACCACCUGUUGAUGAUACCAACAUAAAUCCAGAAAGAGCGCUGCCUGCUCAAACAGAGAAAGAGGAGAAAAAGUUUGAGGAUGACACCUUGGGAGAGGUCUUCAAAAGUGAUUUAAAGCACAAAAAGUUAUGGGAGAAAACAAAUGAGAAAGGAAGAGCUGAGGACAAGCCUUCUGUUGAUGUUCCAGCCAAGCCAGUGGAAGAGAUAAACAAUGGAUCUCAGAGUGAAUUAGCAGAUACUGACCUCUCAGAAGAGAAACUGGAGCAUGGAAUGCCUGCUGUAGAGAAAGAGCUUCUAAGACAUGAAGAAGAUUUGAAACAAACAGGAGAGCCUGAUCAUGAAAAUCAAAACCCCACCUCUGUUAACAAAGAACCUGAAAUAAAAAGGGGAAACAUGAAAGACACCCCUGCAGGGGAGGGAGACCCAAGCCAUAAAGGAGCUGUCAAGCAACCUAGGCCAUGGGAAAAUGAGACUGAGUAUUCAGAGGCAGAUAGGAAAGAACAGUUUUCAAGAAAUCUUGGCAAGAUGACGGGGUUUGGAGAAAGCACUGAGAGAAGUUCCCCUGAAGAAAAAUCUAAAAGCACUACACAGAAUACUAAUGUGGAGAAUCUUACUCAGCAAGGAACUGCUCGUACGGAGGAUGCAGUUUCAGACAGAAAUCUUGGCACUCAUUUAACUAAAGAAGGAACACUAAGACCAGAAUUGCAAUCUGAAGAGCCAGAUGCUGAAGACAACCCUGAUCUCAAACAAGUAGAGGAAGAGCUACUGGAAGAUGAGAAUGCUGCAAGUGCAAAGCUGUCACAAGCAAGGGCUGCAAAUGUACAGGGUGAUACACCAAAUGUUAAAAGUACAAACCCUGAAUUAGACAUACGAAGCGAAGCUGUUUUGGGAACUGCAACUCCUACUCACAAAACAGGAGAGGAAACAAACACAUUUUCUAAAGAGGCUAAAAAAGCGGUCAGCAUGCAAGAUACAAGUGAGACUGGGAACAAAGAGGGUGAUGUACCAGUGAGUGAAGAUGCUAAAUGGGAUGACAUGGAACAAUUCAUGGAAGAUGAUGAGGAGCCUUCUGAAGCUGAGGAACCAUUAGCUGUGGAAGAACAUAAUUUCCAACCUCCUGAUGCAGAAGACAAGAACGACUUUAAGCAAAGGAAAUAUCAUCUCCCAGAGGGCAUUACACAGAAAGACUCAAAAGAGGUGCAAAAUUUAGAGCAUACAAAAAAUUACCACCAGCAAUCUGCAGAUUUCCCCAGCCCUGCUGACAGCUCAGCAGCCACUGUAACAGACUUCAGUGACUCAGUGAAGCGCCUUACAAUAAUGAGAGGUUUUCUUGAUGAAAAGCGUGUAAUACGUCUACAAAAGUACCUUGGGCUUCAACACGUGGUUAGGAUAGAAGCCAUGUUUCACGACAUGAAGGUAGAGAUGGAGCUUUCUCGGAAGGCAAGCCAUAAUAACGAAGAUGUAGAAAAAGCUUUGGACCAGAUACUUGAGUUUUCAGAAACGAGCAUUAUGGAUGUUGUGGGAAAAGUUCUGGAUUCCAGAGCGGCAGAAAAUAAAGAGGAGGUGGUGAAAGAGAUGGAUUUGUAUGAUGAGGAGAGCGCACUGAUGGAUGAUAUUCAAGAAUUAAUAUAUUCUUUAAGGAGUAAAUAUUCGUCUGCUAGUGACAGUGUCCCACUUGCAUCUCUUCCAGAACAGGAAGAUAAUCAGCUGCACAUUCAAGAUAGUGCAAAAGAGGCUGAAUAUGACAAAGUUUCCAUGAGACCCUUAAAUGCCAUUGAUGAGAGCAAUCAGAAAUUUCAACAGCUUGAAGAUAAGAGGCCAGAACAGCCUGUUGAGGAGGAGAGGGCUGUUAAUCCUCCACCUGAGCACGAAGAGGCCAAUUUCUUUGAUAACAGAGAAGCUGAAGAAGCAUACGAUAGUGAAAGAGAAUUGCUGCUGGAAGAUACUUCCUUUGGGUCAGUUGAUUCGGAACAGAGUGCCAGAGAAGAUAUUGCUGCAGACCCCGACGAGGGCAGCGGGCGGGCGGCAGGACGUGGGGCGGAGGCAGGCGCCGCCUCAGUGGGAGGUCUCGGUGAAGCGGUGCCGGCGGCCCGAGAGCUGCUCCGCUGG
Molecule: messenger RNA, 3417 nt
Organism: Mesitornis unicolor (brown roatelo)
Lineage: Eukaryota; Metazoa; Chordata; Aves; Mesitornithiformes; Mesitornithidae
Product: melanoma inhibitory activity protein 3-like
Exons: 4
Biological process (GO): vesicle cargo loading; protein secretion; endoplasmic reticulum to Golgi vesicle-mediated transport
Cellular component (GO): endoplasmic reticulum membrane; endoplasmic reticulum exit site
Source: RefSeq, a predicted model, not a curated record